Messenger RNA from Malania oleifera, 4020 nucleotides. Its product is annotated as DNA polymerase I A, chloroplastic/mitochondrial. The record is from RefSeq and is a predicted model, not a curated record. NCBI's taxonomy places the organism in Eukaryota, Viridiplantae, Streptophyta, Magnoliopsida, Santalales, Ximeniaceae. Gene Ontology annotation, molecular function: 3'-5' exonuclease activity; DNA binding; DNA-directed DNA polymerase activity. The transcript is spliced from 13 exons. Gene Ontology annotation, biological process: DNA-templated DNA replication; double-strand break repair. Bases 305 to 3397 code for a protein of 1030 amino acids.
CUGUUAUAAAAUUGGCCGUUAUAUUUGGGGGGUUUUUGUUGACGACUCGAGGGUUUAACCUUAAACCUCUUUGCUUCGCCUGCCUCCCUCCCUCCCUCCCUUCACGGCCUCUCUGUCUUCCCCCUUUAAUCUUCAUGGCUCCUCUCUCUUCUGCACACCACACAGAGCUACCUGUUUCAUCAGCCGAGGAAUAGCCCCCUCAGGGACGCCAUAUUUACAGGUACCCCACCAAAAACAGAGCAAGACGGCUCCCCGUAUCGGUCGCGGCAGCAUCGGCGGCGGUAAGCUGGGGAGAAUUGCAGGGAUGAUGAUGGCAACGGGGGUCGCCUCCACCAACCACCCCUGCCCUUCUUCUGUGGCCUAUUCAUCUCCGCGCGUCUUCCGUGCUUCCACCAGACCCCUCCACAGAUCUGAUGGCCCAAGGUAUUACAAUCAAUCUCCACAGUGGAAGCAUGUAUCUCAUGCCAGGUCAAAGGCGCCUUCUACUUUAUCAACCCAGAGCCCUUGCUUCCCAAAUCAGAUUAUUUUUGACAGAAAAGUGGAUUCUGGGGAAUAUGUUCACUCUCAAAGUAGGAGGGAAGGAAAACAAUUUACUAGACAUGUUAGCGGAAUGCUGCUCCAAGACAGGUUUAUUCCUUCUCAGAAACCAAAAAAUUCUGUACCUGAAAUAAUGCCUCUGAAGAAUGAUAGGCGCAGCAAUAAACUUGCAUGGCUUGAAGAAACUGUAAAAAUUAGGAAAAAUACAAUGGAAAUUUGUGAUAGGAAGAACAGCAUCUUCAAUCAAAAGAAUCAAUCUGGAGAUGUUGCUGUAAAAGAUUUUAAUGAACCAGGAUACAGAGUGAACAAAAUUACCAAUGUGGAUUGUGUGAAGAAUCCCAUUCUUGAUCAUCCCAGGCAGACAAGUCUCUCCUUAAUGCACAAUUUAGGCAACAGUGUACAGUCUAACAGGUUGUCAUUUCCAAAGCCUUUGGAGGAAAGACGAGAGAUAAUGUUUGACCCUAGAACAGAUGAUGUAAAGGAGUUAGUUGAGAGAAGAUCUACUACUACUAAUGGUGUGAAUGUUGAAAAACCAGAAAUUGACAUUAGUAAGCUCAUUACUGAUGCUGAUAAAAAGACACAAGAUGUUGUUCAGAAAGAUCUUCAUGAUAGGCUUUGUCGCAUCUACGAUGAAGUUCUUGUAGUUGAUAAUGUCUCUGAUGCACAGAAAGUUGUCAGGAUGCUCAGGAAUCAGUACAGGCAUCUUGUACAUGCAUGCGACACAGAGGUGGCCAAGAUUGAUGUGAAAUGUGAAACUCCUGUUGAUCAUGGAGAGAUAAUAUGCUUCAGUAUUUAUUCUGGACCAGAAGCAGAUUUUGGAAAUGGGAAGUCUUGUAUUUGGGUAGAUGUUCUUGAUGGUGAUGGUAAGAAUAUUUUGCAGGAAUUUGCUCCUUUUUUUGAGGACCAAUCCAUCAAGAAGGUUUGGCACAACUAUAGCUUUGAUAAGCAUAUUAUAGAGAACUCUGGGCUUAAAGUCUCUGGUUUUCAUGCUGACACGAUGCAUAUGGCACGGUUAUGGGAUUCUUCAAGACGACGUGAAGGUGGGUAUUCUCUUGAAGCACUCACUAGUGAUCCAUCAGUGAUGUCAGGGACUCAAAUUUGCCCGCAAAAAGAUUUGAUUGGUAAAAUAUCAAUGAAAAGCAUCUUCGGACGUAAAAAGGUGAAGAAGGAUGGAUCUGAAGGCAAAAUGACCACAAUUGCUCCUGUUGAAAAGCUUCAGAGAGAAGAGCGGAAAUUAUGGAUUUGUUAUUCUGCCUUAGAUUCAAUAAGCACGCUGAAUCUUUAUGAAAGCUUGAGAAAAAAACUAUUUGCAACAGCUUGGUUUCUUGAUGGCAUGAAAAGAGGAACCAUGCUUGAUUUCUACAAGGAAUAUUUGAGGCCAUUUGGGGAUAUUCUGGUUAAAAUGGAAACAGAGGGGAUGCUGGUUGAUCGUGCAUACCUGGCCGAGAUUGAGAAAGUGGCUCAUGCAGAGCAACAGGUUGCUGCUAAUAGAUUCCGCAGUUGGGCAUCUAGGCAUUGCCCUGACGCAAGAUAUAUGAAUGUGGGAAGUGACGCACAGUUGCGCCAGCUCUUUUUUGGUGGCACUAUUAACAGAAAGGACCCUAAUCAGAGUAUUCCAGUGGAGAGGUCUUUCAAAGUUCCCAAUGUUGAUAAAGUGAUUGAAGAAGGCAAGAAGCUUCCCACAAAAUUUCGCAAUAUUACUUUGCGUACCAUUGUUAACGAUAUGCAAUGUGAGAUGUACACUGCAUCUGGCUGGCCUUCAGUUAGUGGAGAUGUGCUGAAGACCCUUGCUGGAAGGGUUGCUGCAGAUUUUGAUUUUACAGACGAAGUUCAUGAUCUGCAGUCAGAAGAGAAUGUUGGAAAUUCGUUUGAGACUUCGGAUGGUGAUGUUUCAUGGGACAAUGGAUUUAAGAACAAUCAGAACAUAGACAUAUCUGCUUAUGGAACAGCUUAUGCUGCUUUUGGAGGGGGGCAGGAAGGAAGGGAGGCUUGCCAUGCCAUUGCUGCUUUAUGUCAAAUGUGCUCUAUUGACUCUUUGAUAUCCAACUUCAUUCUUCCAUUGCAGGGUAGUGAUGUAUCAGGCAAGAAUGGGCGUAUUCAUUGUUCACUGAAUAUCAACACAGAAACUGGGCGAUUAUCAGCUAGGAGGCCAAAUUUGCAGAAUCAGCCUGCUUUAGAGAAGGAUCGAUAUAAGAUCCGCCAAGCUUUUAUUGCUGCACCUGGGAAUUCCCUGAUUGUGGCUGAUUAUGGUCAGCUAGAACUUAGGAUUCUUGCACAUCUAGCUGACUGUAGGAGCAUGUUGGAUGCAUUCAAAGCUGGUGGAGAUUUUCAUUCAAGGACUGCAAUGAAUAUGUAUUCACACAUCCGUGAAGCUGUUGAAGAAGAACGAGUUCUUCUUGAGUGGCAUCCCCAACCCGGUGAAGAUAAACCCCCAGUUCCUUUAUUAAAGGAUGCCUUUGGUUCUGAAAGAAGGAAAGCUAAAAUGCUUAACUUUUCCAUUGCUUAUGGAAAAACUCCAGCUGGGCUUGCCCGGGAUUGGAAGGUUUCUUUCAAGGAAGCAAAGGAAACAGUUGAUCUCUGGUACAGAGAGCGACAAGAAGUGCUGCAUUGGCAAGAAGAACGCAAACAAGAAGCUAUUAAAACUCUACGUGUUCACACAUUACUUGGUCGGUGUCGCAGGUUCCCAUCCACUGUUAAUGUGACUUCCGCUCAAAAGGCUCACAUUGAACGUGCUGCUAUAAAUACUCCAGUGCAGGGUAGUGCUGCUGAUGUCGCUAUGUGUGCCAUGUUGCAAAUAUCAAGGAAUGCACAUCUAAAGGAGCUUGGAUGGAGGAUGAUUUUACAGAGAACAGGUGCAUGAUGAAGUUAUUUUGGAAGGGCCAACCGAGUCAGCUGAGGUUGCAAAGGCUAUAGUUGUUGACUGCAUGUCCAAACCCUUUUAUGGCAAGAAUAUUCUAAGGGUCGGCCUUUCCGUUGACGCAAGGUGUGCCCAAAACUGGUAUUCUGCGAAGUAGAUAGUGGGUUUCGUCAUGGCAAGAGAGCUUGAAUUUUGGCAGCAGAUAACAGUGGGUUUUGGCAUGGUAAGAGAGCUUGAAUUUUGGUAGCAGACAAGCCUUCUUGCUGAGGUUCCCUUGCACCUCGAGGACAGAAUUCUUUGCCAAGUGCGGUCAUAAUGCCAAUGCAGCGACUGCAUUCGACUUUUCACUUCUGGGACGGUUUUUGCUGCAGGAGUCUGUUUACUUCCCGCUGGUUUUCUGCUUGUGUUCAUGUAACGGUUGUGGCUGGGUUAGGUUGUUUCACUGGCAGCAGUUCUGUAAUUCUGUGUGACAAAAAAGGGGCACUUGGGGAGGACAGUGCUGUGUAUAGAAAGGUUCUUGCUUUUUUGGGAGCUAUUAUUCUUUCUAUUUUCUUGUGACGGUUUGUAAAUCUCUAACUAUUAUUUCUAUCAAGAGUGUUCUAACUCCACUUCAUCUUUACAAGAAA